Humulus lupulus (European hop) is the source of this 1203-nucleotide messenger RNA. RefSeq lists its product as uncharacterized. Lineage: Eukaryota; Viridiplantae; Streptophyta; Magnoliopsida; Rosales; Cannabaceae. Bases 1 to 1203 code for a protein of 400 amino acids. Gene Ontology annotation, molecular function: catalytic activity; nucleic acid binding; zinc ion binding. The transcript is spliced from 3 exons. The record is from RefSeq and is a predicted model, not a curated record.
AUGGAAGGGUUCUUUCAUAGAAUUUGGAGAGAUUCGGGAGUGGAUAAGGUUUCUUUACUUGCUCAUGGAGUCUUUGUUGUCAGAUUUCACACUAUUGAAGACAGGGACAAGGUGAUUAACGGGGGUUAUGUGUUCUUUGACAAAAAGCCUCUCAUUAUGAAACCUUGGAAUUCAAAGGAAAUUUUUUGCAGAGAGACUCUUAGUGUUGUACCAGUUUGGAUUCAAUUGUCAAAUCUGGAUAUGAAGUAUUGGGGAGUUAUGAGGAAGAUUUUGCAUCUAAUUGGACAUAUGGUGAAGCAAGAUUUGGCAACAAGAAACAGGGAACGACUAGAAUAUGCUAGAGUUCUAAUUGAAAUCUCUAUAGGCCAAGAGUUGCCUGAGCAAGUCAUCUUUGAUAAUGAAUAUGGGGAUCCUGUGGCUGUAGGAAUCUAUUAUGAAUGGAGGCCUAUACUUUGUCCAAAUUGUAAGAAAAUGGGACAUACCCUAGACAAGUGCAGGAAGAGUACUAAGCCAGAGCAAAAGUGGCUACCUAAAGAACAGGAAGCAGGAGGAGUGAUUGGUGCUAAAAAGAAUUCACAAGGAGUUUGGGUUGCUAGGAAGAAAAGUGAUCAGUUGAAGAGGCCUGAACCGAGAGGAGUGGCUUUGGCAAAUGGUUUUCAUGUGUUGGAUAGUGGUAUAGAACUGGCUGAAGAAAUUCAAAUUGGGGGGGUGAAUAGUUCCUGGAAGAUGCAAGCAGUGAAACGGUGUAUUCAAGAAAAGAAAGCAGGAAUUGUUUGUCUCCUUGAAACAAGGGUUAAAACUCACAAGUUGGGAGUUUUAUACCUGAAUUUAUUUGGAGGAUGGUGCUUCACGUCUAAUUCAGUAUGUCAUCCGAAUGGAAGAAUAAUUCUAGCGUGGAAUCCUUUGAGUUUUUAUGUGGAUAUUUGUGAAACUACAAGUCAGUAUAUACAUACUUGGAUCAAACCAAAGUACACAGAGGGUUUUGCUACUACUUUCAUUUAUGCUCACAAUGAAGUAAGAGGAAGAGAUGUGCUUUGGGCAGAUUUAAAAUUGAUUUCGUCCAAUCAGGUGAAUCCUUGGAUACUUAUGGGAGAUUUCAAUUCAAUCAUGAGGCCAGAUGAAAGAAUUCGAGCUAGGAAACUUGCUACUGAUUAUAAGACUUUGAGGGAUUUUGUGGAUUUUUGCGGAAUUAUGGAUAUUUAG